AUGGCUGCAUCUCAAAUCCACAUAGAGGAAGUGGUGGAUGGAGAAGGAGGCUACUUAGGGGCAACUCCUCCUCCUGAUGACCACCUCCUGAACCUAAAGGUCCUCACAGAGAAACUGAGGCUGCAGACCCGGAGGCCUUCCUACCUGGAAUGGCAGGCCAAGUUAGAGGAGCAGACAUGGAGUUUCCCCAGGUCUUCUGAUGAACAGGAGAAAGAACCAAGGAAAUCCAGGGAAGAGGAAUUAUCCCCUGUAAGGAAGCUGCAACAGCUACAAGAGAGUCCCACCCAAAACCAGCCACCUCUGACUCACAGAAAACUGGAUACCUUUGAGAGUAUAGAUGAAGCUUUGCGUUGGCUAAGGAAGGAACUGGAAGAGAUGAGGUUGCAGGAUCAGCAAUUGGCCAGGCAGCUGAUGCGCCUUCGCAGUGACAUCAACAAGUUGAAGAUCGAGCAGACCUGCCACCUCCACCAGAAGAUGCUCAACGAUGCCACCUAUGAGUUGGAGGAACGAGAUGAGCUAUCUGACCUCUUCUGUGACUCCCCCUUGGCUUCCUCCUUCAGUCUCUCCACGCCACUUAAGGUCAUUGGAGUAACCAAGAUGAACAUAAACACCCGAAGGUUCUCCCUCUGCUGA
Messenger RNA from Gracilinanus agilis (Agile Gracile Mouse Opossum), 633 nucleotides. RefSeq names its product family with sequence similarity 167 member A (gene FAM167A). The transcript has 2 exons. Lineage: Eukaryota; Metazoa; Chordata; Mammalia; Didelphimorphia; Didelphidae. The record is from RefSeq and is a predicted model, not a curated record. The coding region runs from base 1 to 633 and encodes 210 amino acids.